This is a messenger RNA of Trichoderma virens Gv29-8, 2704 nucleotides long. RefSeq lists its product as uncharacterized. Bases 1 to 2061 code for a protein of 686 amino acids. NCBI's taxonomy places the organism in Eukaryota, Fungi, Ascomycota, Sordariomycetes, Hypocreales, Hypocreaceae. Gene Ontology annotation, biological process: phosphorylation; phosphorelay signal transduction system. Gene Ontology annotation, molecular function: phosphorelay sensor kinase activity. The transcript has a single exon. The record is from RefSeq and is a predicted model, not a curated record.
AUGGGCACCAACACCACUAUAACAGACACAGACAGAGAUAGAGACUCAGACACAGACUCAGACCUGACAAACGACAUCUGCGACCUCUCUCCCAUCCCCACGCUCAUCGUGUCGCCGGAUUACCGCAUCCAGCGGGCGUCCAAAGGUGUCGUUGACGCGUGGCAUCGCCGCCGAGACGACUUCCUGGGCAAGGAUCUCUUUGCCGCUCUGUACGGAGGGUCGCCGCUCGAGCGCUUCGAUCGCAUCCCGCUGGCCCGCGCCAUCGAAGUCGCCAUCGCCGCACGCAACUUCCGUCUCUGCCAUGCCGCAUAUACGGCCGACGGCGUCUCGUAUUCGGCGCGCAUCAUCCCCAUCUUCCGGAGGGACGAGCUGCUGUCGCUGAUGCUGGAGUGGGACCCGGUCGAGCCUAAGACGCCCGAGACUCGCGGCGAAGUGAUUCAGCAUGCGCUGUCCGUCGACGAGGUCUUCCGGCUGCUCAUCCAGACUGUCAAGGACUAUGCCAUCUUCCUGCUCGACACGCGCGGCUACGUGGCCACCUGGAACGCCGGUGCCGAGCUGCUCAAGGGCUAUACGAAGGAGGACAUCAUCGGACGGCACUUCUCGACCUUUUACGGCCAGGAAGAUCUCAGCGCUGGAAAGCCUGAAGACGAGCUCAUAACAUGCUUGCGCGAGGGCAGGGUGCAGGAUGAGGGCUGGCGCUAUCGUAAGGACGGGAGCCGGUUCUGGGCCAACGUCACCAUCACGGCCAUUUAUAGGAACGGCGUGCAUGUUGGCUUUGGCAAGGUGACGCGCGACCUGACGGAGCGCAGAGAGGGCGAGCUGAGACUCAUCGCCGCAUACGAAGAGAGCGCCAAGCUCAAGAACGACUUCCUGGCCAACAUGAGUCACGAGAUCAGAACUCCAAUGCACGGCAUGCUGUCAGCCUGUGCUCUCCUCCUGGACACAAACCUAACAGAAGAUCAGCACGACAUGGCCAACAUCAUUUCUGAAUCGGGCCAGGUUCUGCUGCAAGUUAUUAAUGGUAUUCUCGACUACUCCAAGCUUGCGUCGGGCAACUUCUCCGUCAACACGGACCUGGUUGGAGUCGCAAACAUCAUCAGUUCUGUCGUGCGCAAUGUGCAGAUGACGCUGCUGCCGGGUGUCUACAUCAAGCUCGUCCUGGCACCGGAAUUGCCCAAAUCUGCGCAGGGAGACCCGCUUCGCUUCCGUCAGAUCUUCCAGAAUAUCAUCGACAAUGCUGUCAAAUUCACCGAGAAGGGAUCGGUGCAGGUCGCCGCCUCAAUCUCCGCCGAGGACGCGACUUCUUAUACCAUCUUGACAGAAGUCACUGACAGUGGGAUAGGCGUAGCCGAGGAUGCUGUCCAAAAUCUGUUCAAGCCAUUCACUCAGCUCGAAAAGCCCACCAAAAAACGAUACCAGGGAACAGGCCUCGGGCUGUCCAUAGCCAAGUCUUUGGCCGAGUUAUUGGGCGGCGAGAUGGGCUACAAGCCCAACCUCGAACGUAACGGCAGCAUUUUCUGGUUCACGGUCAAACUGAAAAAGAUUGCUAAUCUCGACCAACUUGAUGCUGCGGGGGUACAACAGCAAGAGAAAGAAAAGUCUCAGCAAGAAGCAGAGAAAGAAAAGAUGCUAAAACGCCUGAAGGAGAUGGCACCACAAAAGAGGAUUCUUGCGGCCGAGGAUAACUUGGUAAACCAAAAAGUGUUGUCCCGCGUUUUGAACUCUCUUGGCUUUCAGCAUGUUACCAUUGCCUCCAAUGGAGCAGAGGCCGUUUCAAUAUUGAGCGCUUCACCCAACACCUAUGACUUGGUCCUCAUGGACAUCAGCAUGCCGGUUAUGGAUGGCUUUGAAGCGACUAGGAAAAUCCGAACCUAUGGGAACCCGAUUCCGAUUAUUGCCAUGACGGCGUAUGCCCUCAGAGGAGAUAGCGAAACUUGCUUAGAAAAGGGGAUGGACGAUUACAUCUCCAAGCCGGUCAACAUAAACAAACUAUUACAAAAGCUUCUUACAUGGUUAGACUCACCUGAGUGGUCUAAAAGUGUCACCAACGGACCAUCUUAACAGGGUAUAAAAGUCACAACAAUAUGUAUUCUUUUUUCAAGAGUUUUGCCUCUAGCAGUCACAUACUCUUUUACGACAUUGCUUCGCCAUGUUUAAACGACAUUUAAGUGGCCAUUUAUCUCAUUGAAAUGAAAUAAUACAUGGUUUAUCUUACAAGGCACAAGCCUUCUGCUGGCAUGGCCGGUCUAAGGAUGGCUAUUCCGGGUUGUUGCAAAAUUACCAGUCACUUGGUGGCAGGGGCAUUUAUUCCCACCAAAUGAAGGCCAUCCUCUUCCUCAAUCUCCGUAUGAAGGGAACUAUGGCGUGGAAAGGCGACGAAAUCCUGAAGCAGAGAUCUUGGAGCAGGAUCCCAGAUGCUCACGUCCAUCAAUCAAUCGAGAUAAUUGGAGAGUUGGUCGCAUCUGAGGGCCAGGCUGGUGAAAUUCCUGCAUUGUAUGCUGUUAUGCUACGUAUCUGUCCAGUAGUAGAGCUGGCCGUAUUGGUGUCCCUUGAGGGGGAUCAAUUGUUACAAUUCUUCUAAUGUGCUUUCAUUUUAUUAGAGGACAUUAUUUCGUCAUGCUUGCGCAUGACAAAUGAUGACUUGCCUUAGUUAUGCUUUGUAGCUGUUAAUUGACUGUGGACUAUUUGCAAUAGUCGUGGAAAU